CUCACGCCGGCGCGGGCGGGCGGGCGCGCACCGCCGAGUGACGCCGGAGGAGGAAAGGCAGCGCCCUUCCCCUUCCCUCGCCGCCCGGGGCCCAGCGGGAGCCCCCCAGUGCGCCUGUGCGGAGGCCUCCUUGAUUAUGUGUGCCCUCUCCGGGCUGCAGCGCUAGCCGCCGGGCGUUAGGUGGGGAGGGAAGAAGACCCGGAGGAGGCGGAGGAGGCGGUGGAGGGGAAGUGGGGGGGAGUCAGCAAGGACAUGGCUCCUGACUCCUGUGCGGAACGUGAGUGACUGAGCGGCAAAGCCCGAAUGGUCUCUAGCGACCGGCCCGUGUCUCUGGAGGACGAGGUCUCCCAUAGUAUGAAGGAGAUGAUUGGAGGCUGUUGCGUUUGCUCAGACGAGAGAGGCUGGGCCGAGAACCCACUGGUUUAUUGCGACGGGCACGGCUGCAGCGUCGCGGUGCAUCAAGCUUGCUAUGGCAUUGUUCAAGUACCCACUGGACCAUGGUUUUGCAGGAAAUGUGAAUCACAGGAGAGAGCAGCCAGAGUGAGAUGUGAACUGUGUCCUCAUAAGGAUGGAGCUUUAAAAAGAACAGAUAAUGGGGGUUGGGCUCAUGUGGUUUGUGCCCUGUAUAUUCCAGAGGUACAAUUUGCCAAUGUUUCUACAAUGGAACCAAUUGUUUUACAGUCUGUUCCACAUGAUCGUUAUAAUAAGACUUGCUACAUUUGUGAUGAACAAGGAAGAGAAAGCAAAGCAGCCACUGGUGCUUGUAUGACAUGUAAUAAACAUGGAUGUAGACAGGCUUUCCAUGUGACAUGUGCUCAGUUUGCUGGACUACUUUGUGAAGAAGAAGGGAAUGGUGCAGAUAACGUCCAAUACUGUGGCUACUGUAAAUACCAUUUUAGUAAGCUGAAAUAUAAGGAAAAGGAUAAACACAAACAAAAACAUAAGAAGCAACCAGAACCAUCACCUGCAUUGGUUCCUUCUUUGACUGUUACUACAGAAAAAACUUAUACGAGCACUAGCAGCAACUCUAUAUCUGGAUCAUUGAAGCGCUUGGAAGAUACUGCAGCACGAUUUACAAAUGCAAAUUUCCAGGAAGUUUCUGCGCAUACAACUAGUGGAAAAGAUGUUUCAGAGGCUAGAGGGUCGGAGGGCAAAGGGAAGAAAUCUUCAACUCACAGCUCAGGUCAAAGGGGAAGAAAGCCUGGUGGAAGAAAUCCAGGAACGGCUGUGUCAGCUGCUAGUCCUUUCCAGCAAGGUAGUUUUUCAGGAACUCCAGGCAGUGUAAAAUCAUCUUCGGGAAGUUCAGUACAGUCUCCCCAGGAUUUCUUGAGCUUUACAGACUCAGAUCUACGUAAUGACAGUUAUACUCACUCCCAACAGUCAUCAUCAACCAAAGAUGUACAUAAAGGAGAGUCUGGAAGCCAGGAAGGGGGGGUAAAUAGUUUUAGUUCCAUAAUUGGUCUCCCUUCGACCUCGGCUGUUAUUUCACAGCCUAAAAACUUUGAAAAUUCACCUGGAGAUUUGGGUAAUUCCAGCCUUCCUACAGCAGGAUAUAAGCGGGCUCAAACUUCUGGCAUAGAAGAAGAAACUGUAAAGGAAAAGAAAAGAAAAGGAAAUAAACAAAGUAAGCAUGGGCCUGGUAGACCCAAAGGAAACAAAAAUCAAGAGAAUGUUUCUCAUCUCUCAGUUUCUUCUGCUUCACCAACAUCAUCUGUAGCAUCAGCUGCAGGAAGUAUAACAAGCUCUAGUCUUCAGAAAUCUCCUACAUUGCUCAGGAAUGGAAGUUUACAAAGUCUUAGUGUUGGCUCAUCUCCAGUUGGUUCAGAAAUUUCCAUGCAGUAUCGGCAUGAUGGAGCUUGUCCAACAACUACUUUCUCAGAGUUGCUGAAUGCAAUACACAAUGGUAUUUAUAACAGCAAUGAUGUAGCAGUAUCAUUUCCAAAUCUAGUAUCUGGCUCAGGAUCUAGUACUCCUGUCUCCAGUUCUCAUUUACCUCAGCAGUCUUCUGGGCAUUUGCAACAAGUGGGAGCUCUGUCUCCAUCAGUGGCAUCAUCUGCAACCCCUACUGUUGCUACAACUCAGGCAAAUGCCCUAUCUGGAUCUUCUCUUAGUCAGGCACCAUCUCAUAUGUAUGGCAAUAGAUUAAAUCCAAAUUCUUCAAUGGCAGCUCUUAUAGCUCAGUCUGAAAACACUCAAACAGAUCAGGAUCUUGGAGACAAUAGCCGCAGCCUUGUUGGCAGAGGAAGCUCACCCCGAGGAAGUCUCUCACCAAGAUCCCCUGUAAGCAGCUUACAGAUUCGCUAUGACCCACCAGGCAACAGCAGUUUGGAAAAUCUGCCUCCAGUAGCAGCCAGCAUAGAACAGCUUUUGGAGAGGCAGUGGAGUGAAGGACAGCAAUUUUUAUUAGAACAGGGCACUCCUAGUGACAUUUUAGGAAUGCUGAAAUCAUUACACCAACUUCAAGUUGAAAAUCGAAGAUUAGAGGAACAAAUUAAAAACUUAACUGCCAAAAAGGAACGCCUUCAGUUAUUGAAUGCACAGCUCUCAGUGCCUUUUCCAGCAAUAACAACAAAUCCUAGUCCAUCUCAUCAAAUUCAUGCAUUUUCAGCACAGAAUGCUCCUACUACUGAUUCCUUGAACAGCAGUAAGAGCCCUCAUCUAGGAAACAGUUUUUUACCUGAGAAUUCUCUUCCUGUACUAAAUCAGGACUUAACCUCCAGUGGACAAAGCACCAGCAGCUCAUCAGCUCUUUCUACUCCACCUCCUGCUGGGCAGAGUCCCGCUCAGCAGGGCUCAAGCGUUAGUGGAGUUCAGCAGGUCAAUGGUGUGACGGUGGGGGCGCUGGCUAGUGGAAUGCAGACUGUAACAUCCACCAUUCCUACAGUGCCUGGAGUGGGUGGGAUAAUUGGAGCUUUGCCAGGUAACCAACUGGCAAUUAAUGGCAUUGUAGGAGCUUUAAAUGGGGUUAUUCAGACUCCUGUCACAAUAUCCCAGAACCCUACCCCCCUCACCCAUACAACUGUACCACCUAAUGCAACUCAUCCAAUGCCAGCUACACUGACUAACAGUGCCUCAGGACUAGGAUUACUUUCUGACCAGCAAAGACAAAUAUUUCUUCAUCAACAGCAAUUUCAGCAGUUGUUAAAUUCUCAACAGCUCACGCCAGAGCAACAUCAGGCCCUUCUGUAUCAGUUAAUGCAACAGCAUCACCACCAGCAACACCACCAACCUGAACUACAGCAGCUACAGAUCUCUGGACCAACACAAAUACCAAUAAACAACCUACUUGCAGGUACUCAGGCACCACCACUUCACCCAGCUACCACCAACCCAUUUCUCACCAUCCAUGGCGAUAAUGCAAGUCAGAAAGGAACAAGACUUAGUGAUAAAACCGGGCCUGUUGCUCAAGAGAAAAGUUGACAGUUGAGAAAUGGCUAAAAAUUGCCUGUCCUGCUGUCCUAGCACUUCAUUGGCUGCUGUUGCAGUCCUCUUACUACACCUAUGAAGAAACGCAACAAGAAACUAACCGCACAACAAAGGACUAAUUGCCACAAGGACAUUCUUUUAAGGCUUUGAUUAAUUUUCUUGUUGCUUUGUUGCACUGAAAUGGAAUUCCCAUGUCCCCCACCCCUCACUCAGAUUUUUUGAACUUUGAAAGAAAAUUUAAUGACUAACUUUUGUCAGUGAAAUAAUUUACAUGCAAUGCGUUCAUCAACCUAAGAGAAAUUUAAUAUAGUUGGUACACAACUAAUUUUGUUACAAAUUGGAGAGAUGAACAGCAAAACUAAAGACUUGCUUCAUUUAUAAACUAUUUUAUCUCGUAUGAGUUGGAAUGAAGCUUGUCUGGGUAACAAGUAUAUUUUGUUUGGAUUACAGUGUGCUUGCUCUUUAAGUCAAAACUUAAAACAAAUUUCAAGGAACUGUCCAAUUUCUUCUGGAGUUUUAUUGGUUAUUGCAAAUAAAUAGGUCACCAACAGGGACUUGGCAGUCUUUGUUAUAAAAAUUUCCUUUCUAAUGGGAUUUGGCCAAUUUUGGUAAUCAAGUUAGGAGGAUAAUGUCUGUUUCUGCUAAAGGUAAUUUUCUUUUGCUAAAUGCUUUUUCUUUAGUGUUAAGACCAACUCAUAUUUCAACAAAGCUUUGAGUUAAGUGAGUUCUAAGGCUGCUGGGGGAACCAGAUCAAUUCAAAGUGAAAGAUUUCUUUCAGAAAGAGGGGCCACUCUGGAAACUGAUGGUAGGGUUUGGCCUGAAUCAAGUGCCUGUUAGUAUCUCCAUGGUGUUGAAAUGGCUCUAAACAGCUGAGCUUGCACUAUACUAUACUUACUCAGUCCUUGUGAGUAGCAGGGAUAGUCAGUGUUGCACCAGCAGCCUUCCCCAUGGUUCUGCCUUUAUUAAAAACUUUCUAUGCCACCAUAGAUAGCUCAGGCAAAACUAUUACCUGGGUAUUUAUCCACUAAUGAGUCACAAGGAAAUGAGUGGAUUUGGUAAGAAUUUUUGUUUUUUUAAUUUAAAAACUUCCCAUUUCUGAUAAUUGAUUUCAAACAAACAAAAUAAGACAAGCAACCGACCACGACAGUUCCUGAAAUAGGUGAAAUCUGUAUGACAGACCUUCUACUUUGGGUAGCCACACUCCUGGUGUGACAGGAUGGCUGUGUAUAAAUUAAACAAUUGGGAACGCAAUCAUUGAACUGUUCUUAAAUGUGUGAGUUAUUAGUGGAAAAGACCCAGCUGUAAUUAGACCUCCACUGUGUACUUAGCUGGAAGAACAUGUUAAUUCUGCAAUAUGUCUCUUGGUUAAACAUUGCACAGUUCUUACCUCAUUUCUGUAAAUAAGGUUUUGUGAAUCUGUUUUGUAUUGUGAAAAAUUCAUAAGAUAACAUUGAUAUUUUGAUUUGUAAUAUUUCUAAUUAGUAGAUUUAAUUGAAAAGUAAAAUUAAUUUAUUUUUAUAUGUUCAGGGGAAUUUUAAAGAAAGUCAAAUCUUUUGUAGAUAAUUUAAAAAAAUCGGUGUGGUUUAUUUUACUUAUUUAACCCACUGAUUGUUAUUCUGUAACAAUUUGUAUAAAUGGCAAAUUUUGAAUGUGUUGUUAUUUUACCUAGAUGUAAAAUUCCACAUGUAUUAAAGAAAAUGUACAAAGUUUUUGUUAAUAAAAUUUAAUAA
Molecule: messenger RNA, 5156 nt
Organism: Myotis lucifugus (little brown bat)
Lineage: Eukaryota; Metazoa; Chordata; Mammalia; Chiroptera; Vespertilionidae
Gene: MLLT10
Product: MLLT10, histone lysine methyltransferase DOT1L cofactor
Exons: 22
Coding region: 304-3420 (1038 amino acids)
Biological process (GO): regulation of transcription by RNA polymerase II
Cellular component (GO): nucleus
Molecular function (GO): nucleosome binding; histone binding
Source: RefSeq, a predicted model, not a curated record